AUGGAAGCGGUGCUGCUAGAACACUUCCCCGGAGGCCUGGACACCUUCCCGUCUCCCUACUUCGACGAGGAGGACUUCUUCACGGAUCAGUCCUCUCGGGACCCUCUGGAGGAUGGAGAGGAGUUGUUGGCGGACGAGCAGGCCGAGGUGGAGUUCCUCAGCCACCAGCUGCACGAGUACUGCUACCACGACGGGGCGUGCCUGCUCCUGCAGUCCGCGCCCUCGGGGGCCCAGCACGCGCUCGCCCCGCCGCCCUCUGGGGGCUCGGGGGAGCUGGAGGACGGCGGGGGCUACUGCUGUGAGGCGGGGGCGCCCCUUGGCGGCUUCCCCUACUCGCCAGGCUCCCCGCCCUCGUGCCUGGCCUACCCUUGUGCCGGGGCGGCCGUGCUGUCCCCAGCGGCCAGACUGCGUGGUCUGAGCGGGGCGGCGGCCGCGCGCCGCCGGCGGCGAGUGCGCUCCGAGGCUGAGCUGCAGCAGCUGCGCCAAGCGGCCAACGUGCGCGAGCGGCGGCGCAUGCAGUCCAUCAACGACGCCUUCGAAGGGCUUCGCUCGCACAUCCCCACGCUGCCCUACGAGAAGCGCCUCUCCAAGGUGGACACACUGCGUCUGGCCAUCGGCUACAUCAACUUCCUCAGCGAGCUGGUGCAGGCCGACCUGCCUCUGCGUGGCGGCGGCGCGGGCGGUUGCGGGGGGCCCGGAGGUGGCGGGCGCCUGGGCGGGGAUAGCCCGGGCAGCCAGGCCCAGAAGGUCAUCAUCUGCCAUCGGGGGACACGGUCCCCCUCCCCCAGCGACCCGGAUUAUGGCCUCCCUCCCCUAGCCGGACACUCGCUCUCAUGGACAGAUGAAAAACAGCUCAAAGAACAAAAUAUUAUCCGAACAGCCAAAGUGUGGACCCCAGAGGAUCCCCGAAAACUCAACAGCAAAUCUUCCUUCAACAACAUAGAAAACGAACCGCCCUUUGAGCUUGUGUCUUGAUAAGUCCCGGACUUGGCUAAGGAACUGGUUAUGUGUCUGUGCAUAUUGUACAUGUAAAUAUCUAUAAUGAAAAUGUAAUUUAAGAAACAACUUUUUAAAGGCAAUCAACUGUUAUUUAUCUAUUUAUUAUCCUGGUGAGUUAAUGAAAUAGAUUAUGUGUUUAAAUAUAUAAUUUAUAUAAUUUAUCCUGAUUUUCUAAAAAUAUGCAAUAGUCUAUGGUUCCCACAGCACCUUUGGCAGAACUCUGCUUUGUUGCAAGAACCCUGGCCAGAAAAAUGUCAUGCUAAUUUAUUGUCAGAUAUGAUACUGAGUGUUGUUAAUAAAUGCUAUUUACACGUUUU
Molecule: messenger RNA, 1316 nt
Organism: Chrysochloris asiatica (Cape golden mole)
Lineage: Eukaryota; Metazoa; Chordata; Mammalia; Afrosoricida; Chrysochloridae
Gene: PTF1A
Product: pancreas specific transcription factor, 1a
Exons: 2
Coding region: 1-975 (324 amino acids)
Biological process (GO): regulation of transcription by RNA polymerase II; developmental process
Molecular function (GO): DNA-binding transcription factor activity, RNA polymerase II-specific; protein dimerization activity; RNA polymerase II transcription regulatory region sequence-specific DNA binding
Source: RefSeq, a predicted model, not a curated record